UUAGCGCGAGCCCACGAGAGGACCAGCGCGAGCGCACAUCUCCACCGAGUCUAUUAUGGAACCGCUGCACAUUUACUAACUUUGUAGUGCUAGAAAACUCCAUGAAGUACCAAGUUGUGUGAUUAUUAGACGCUAAUAGAAGUCAGAAGACAUGGCCAAGAUGAGGAUAAUGGUUUUAUGGCUGUGCGCUGUUCUGCUGAGCGUUCCAAGCGGAUUGUGUUUCUCUGUGUCGGUGCAGGACGGUACGUGUGAAGCCAACGGCUCUGUGUACUAUGUGGGUGAAUGGUACUUUCUGGACUCCGAGCACUGUACCCAGUGUGAGUGUACUACAGACGGAGCAGUGUGUGCCAGGACCGAGUGCACUACACUACCCGCUGCAUGCAUCCAUGUGAGCCAUUACCCGAGUGACUGCUGCCCACGCUGUGAGAGAGUGGGCUGUGAACACCGAGGUGAGGUCUACGAUAUCGGCCAGCAAUUCCAGCCAACAGAAUGUGAGCAGUGCUCCUGUGACAACGACGGCAUUGCCAGGUGCCUGGUAGCAGACUGUGCCCCCCCGCCAUGUGUGAACCCAGUCUUUCAGGCAGGAAAGUGUUGCCCAGACUGCAAAGAUGGUCCCAACUGCUACGCUGAUGACUCUAGGACACAGAUAAUCCCUGCUGGGGAGACCGUGUGGGUGAAUUCCUGCACCAAAUGCCGAUGCCAUGACGGGCAGGAUGCAGGCUAUUGGGAAGGCAAUCGUGUAGCCACUUGUACGCGACUCAGAAACUGCACGCUCAGCAACGAGCACAACUGACGCCCAACCUCUGGUCCUGGAGUGAUCCAGAGACAGCCUGUUUACUAAACAGAACUGCUGGGGAGGCUUGUGCUAGUGUAGCUAACUGUAGCUUUGUGAAGCUUUAGUAAGUAUAAACUGUAGUCUUAUGUAACGUGCCUAUUAUACAGGUGAAACGACAAGGCAGAAUGUAGCUUUAGCCUUGCAAGAGGUUUCCUUAUUAAACCCUAGUACGUGCUUUAUGGACGGUCCAGCAAAGUGCAAGGUCAUAGAGUAUCUGAAAGUGAAAGAUGUAAGAGCUAAUAAUUGGUAUUUAAAUUAAAAGUGGAGCAGAGACUGUUAGUGUGAAGAUCAAAUAGCCUCCAGGAAAGAAAGCCAGUGCUGUGUCUAAUACUCUUUUGUGCAAACAUACACUAUAUGAACAAAAGUACUGGGACACCCCGAACUAUAGUGACCUCAGCCUGACUGAACUGAGACUUUCUGGACCAACAUCAGUUCCCAAAUGCUCUUUUGACUGAAUGGGUACACAUUCACACAGACAUUAUAGCUGAAAAGACCACUUAGAGUUCAGUCUAUUUAGUAGCAUACCAAUCUCACGGUGAGAUGUCCAGAUACUUUUGACAAUAUAGUGUAUUUUAUUUUUCGAUCUGUGGCUGCUGUAUAAAGGGAAGACGAACUGCAUUAUUCUGCAUGACUUCUACCAGCAGUUUGUUCAUUUUGUGUUGCCAGUGUGACACAAAACAAAAGCUAGCAAUAGAAGCAUCAUUAUAUUCAAGCCUAUACCACUAAGAUACAACUUUAAAUAAACAGUGUUUGAUAAA
Trichomycterus rosablanca is the source of this 1593-nucleotide messenger RNA. RefSeq lists its product as uncharacterized. Gene Ontology annotation, cellular component: AMPA glutamate receptor complex. NCBI's taxonomy places the organism in Eukaryota, Metazoa, Chordata, Actinopteri, Siluriformes, Trichomycteridae. The transcript has 3 exons. The record is from RefSeq and is a predicted model, not a curated record. The coding region runs from base 152 to 793 and encodes 213 amino acids. Gene Ontology annotation, biological process: negative regulation of BMP signaling pathway. Gene Ontology annotation, molecular function: protein binding.